CCAAAACGCAUCGUUUUGCGUUUGGACCUCUUUGCUUGUCGUACUUUUUAUUUCGCGUUCCGGCUAAACAUGGCGGCUACUGUGUUGUAUUUGGCUGCGAAGCGGCUCCCUGUGGUGAAUUCGUCCUCUAAAAUUUUGCUACCUACUGUCCGGGCGGCUAGCACGUCAGGGAGGAGCCUGGCACAGGGCAAAGGACCCGACACGCAGGUCAUCACAGUGGAUGAGAAGCUGGACAUCGUGCCGCUGACAGGAGUGCCAGAGGAGCAUGUGAAGGGGCGCAGGGUUCUCAUAUCCGUGCCCGCACGCACAGCAAUGCAGUCUGGGGUCAACAACACACGCAAGUGGAAGUUAGCCUUUGACACCCAGGAAAGAUGGGAAAAUCCUCUGAUGGGCUGGGCUUCCACGGCUGAUCCGUUGUCCAACAUGGUCCUUACGUUCAGCACUAAAGGAGAUGCUGUUGCAUUUGCUGAAAAGAACGGUUGGAGUUACGAAGUAAUGGAAAAGAAGUCACCAACUCCGAAAUCAAAAUCAUAUGGAGCCAAUUUUUCCUGGAACAAAAGGACAAGAGUGUCAACAAAAUGAGUAGCUUCAGUCUUCUGUCUGGCUAGUCUCAGAAAGUUGUAUAGUAUUACACCGAUAUUCUUAUUAAUGACUCAAUAAAAUUACUUACAAUGUG
Messenger RNA from Brienomyrus brachyistius, 676 nucleotides. It is a transcript of the gene ndufs4, whose product is annotated as NADH:ubiquinone oxidoreductase subunit S4. The record is from RefSeq and is a predicted model, not a curated record. The transcript is spliced from 5 exons. Gene Ontology annotation, biological process: electron transport chain. Bases 70 to 582 code for a protein of 170 amino acids. NCBI's taxonomy places the organism in Eukaryota, Metazoa, Chordata, Actinopteri, Osteoglossiformes, Mormyridae.